CAACUUUUCUCUCUCUAACCUAAGCUUCUUCUCUCUCUAGGCCUCUUCGAAUCUCCCUUUGCUGCUUCGGGUCCUGAAAACCCCAUAAUCAGGACCCAUUUUUUUUCAUGGAUUCCAUCUUGGUAUUUGUUCACAAAAGUUGGGGUCUUGGUGGUAAUGUGGUGGGCUGAGUGUGGUGUUGUUCUACGGCUAUGGAUUCUUCUUCUGAGGGCAUUGUGUAUGAUCCAUCAAAAAUCAAUAAGUUGAGUAUGGAGGAAAAGAGAGAACUUGUCUAUGCAGUGUCAAAGUGGUCACGUGGUGGCCCUGAAAUGCUACAGUCAUGGAGUCGUCAGGAGAUUUUACAGAUCCUGUGUGCAGAGAUGGGAAAAGAAAGGAAAUAUACCGGCUUGACAAAGUUGAAAAUUAUAGAACACCUUCUAAGAGUUGUUUCUGAAAAGAAUUCAGUGGAGCAAGAGGUGGUUACAAACCAUGAAAUAAAUCAUGAAUCACAGCCUUCAGCUGCAACUAACCAAAGGACUUCCAAGAGGCAACGGAAAGCUGAUCACCCUUCUCGAUUACCUGUUGCGGCAAACAAUCAUUCAAUCAGUAAUGGUGAUGGUGAUUUAGGCAAUGCUAUAUACUGCAAAAACUUAGCUUGCAGAGCUAACUUAAGUCGAGAAUAUGAAUUUUGCAAGAGGUGUUCAUGCUGCAUUUGUCAUCAAUACGAUGACAACAAGGAUCCUAGCUUGUGGUUAACUUGCAGCUCGGAUCCUCCCUUUCAAGGUGUUUCCUGUGGCAUGUCAUGUCAUCUUGAAUGUGCUUUUAAACAUGAAAAAUCUGGCAUUGCAAAGGAUGGGCGGCAUGUGAGACUAGAUGGGAGCUUUUAUUGUGUAUCUUGUGGGAAAGUGAAUGAUAUGCUCGGAUGCUGGAGAAAACAAUUGAUGAUGGCAAAAGAAACCAGAAGAGUGGACAUACUAUGUUACCGAGUCUCCUUGAGCCAAAAGCUUCUGAAUGGAACAAAAAAGUACCAGAAGCUUUAUGAAAUUGUUGAGGAAGCUGUCAAGAAGCUUGAAGCAGAAGUGGGUCCUUUAACUGGUCUACCUGUAAAAACAGCACGGGGCAUCGUUAAUAGGCUUUCUUCUGGCCCAGAGGUUCAGAGGCUGUGUGCCCUUGCAUUGGAGUCGCUGGAUUCCGUGCUCUCAAACUCUCACCCGCGUCCAGCACCCGGCCCUAAGAUCCAAGAUGCCGGUUUGGUAGCUCCAAGCAUCAGAUUUGAAGAUAUCUGCUCAACAUCUCUCACUGUGAUUUUGGGUUCAGAAGAUUCAUCGACAGACAAUGUGAUCAGUUACAAAUUAUGGCAUCGCAAGUCUAACGAUUUGGAGUAUCCUGCCGAACCUGCUUGUACUAUGUUGGCACCCAACAAGAGGUUUACAUUCUCUGAUUUAACUCCAUCCACAGAGUAUGUUUUCAAGGUUGUUUCCUUCCAGGACACAAGAGAGUUAGGCAUGGGUGAAGUUCAGUUCUCGACAAGCAGCAGUGGAGAUGACAUCCCAAAGAGUUUGGUAGCAGAGAGGAGUCAAAGCCCUGCCACCAACUGUAGCAGCCUAUCCAAUCCUUCCUCUGUGGAAGACGAAACUAAUAACGUUACUCCCUACCAUGACCAGAAUGAGAAUAGGGAGGACAAUUAUCCGGGUUACUGCAAGGGCACUGACAAAAUUGUUUCUACAAAUCUGUCUAAUGAAGCAACGAACUGCACUGGCACUGAUCAAGAAGGAAACCCAGCAGAUUCAGUUUUUGUGUCAGAUGAUGAACGCGAUCUGAGGGUUGUUGUCUCAAUGCCUAAAGUCCUCAAACCUGACAACAAGCCCUCACUCGAAUGCCAGAUCAUAGAGGAGAUGAGCACUGAUAAGGAGUCAAAUACUCCUGUUCGGACUGGCAUGGAAUGCGUGCCCUUCAUGGGUAGCUCGGAAGCUGGCCUGCCCAUUACUCCCUGCAAGCUGGAAAUCUUCAAGGACGGUCUGGGGAGGAAUGGGAGGCCUAAACCUAGCACCAUGGAUCUGGACGAUGGGUCUGGAAAGGGAGACGAGCCCCAAGCUGGCAGCUCAUCAAAGAAACGAAGCGCAGAAAGACAGGAUGAGGAAUGUGCGGCGAAUGGACCUUCUGACAGGGACUUUGAGUACUACGUCAAGGUGAUCAGAUGGUUGGAAUGCGAGGGUCACGUCGAGAAGAACUUCAGGCAGAAGUUCUUGACCUGGUACAGCUUGAGAGCAACUCCACAGGAGGUCAGAAUUGUGAAGGUGUUUGUUGAUACUCUCAUCGAAGAUCCAGCAUCACUUGCAGAGCAGCUCAUCGAUACCUUCACGGAGACCAUCUCAAGCAAGAGAUCAUCUGUCGUGCCCGCCGGCUUCUGUAUGAAGCUGUGGCAUUGACAGGUUCAGAAUUGGGUCCUGCAAUUGCAUUGAAUGAUUUUUAAGCACAAAUCCAAGCAGGGUUUGUGUGGUAGUUGUGAUUCUUUGGAUCCCCAGAAAAUGUUUCUAACAUUUCUUCAUUUAGACUUAUCAUUAUUUAUAUUGAUCAUUGUCCUUUGCCAUUUUUAUUUUGAUGUAAGAAUCUUUAGAGCUAAUUCUAUUUUAUAGAGCAGUUGGCUGUCUCAUUCAAAGAUAAUACCAUUCUGUUUUAUGAAUUUGAUGUUAUUUUUUGUA
Molecule: messenger RNA, 2681 nt
Organism: Vitis riparia (riverbank grape)
Lineage: Eukaryota; Viridiplantae; Streptophyta; Magnoliopsida; Vitales; Vitaceae
Product: VIN3-like protein 2
Exons: 5
Coding region: 192-2408 (738 amino acids)
Biological process (GO): vernalization response; epigenetic regulation of gene expression
Molecular function (GO): protein binding
Source: RefSeq, a predicted model, not a curated record